Molecule: messenger RNA, 833 nt
Organism: Cucurbita pepo subsp. pepo (vegetable marrow)
Lineage: Eukaryota; Viridiplantae; Streptophyta; Magnoliopsida; Cucurbitales; Cucurbitaceae
Product: large ribosomal subunit protein eL18y
Biological process (GO): translation
Cellular component (GO): cytosolic large ribosomal subunit; ribosome
Molecular function (GO): structural constituent of ribosome; RNA binding
Source: RefSeq, a predicted model, not a curated record
CUCGUCUUCGAUAAAUAGGGUUUUCGAAAGCCCUAAAACCAUUGUCGUUCACUCCUAGCAGUCGCCGUCGCGGAGCGGAAGGGUUUCACCACCAAGAGCUUCAAUGGGGAUCGAUCUCGUAGCAGGAGGCAAGAGCAAGAAGACCAAGAGGACUGCGCCUAAGUCCGACGAUAUCUACCUCAAGCUCCUCGUGAAGCUGUACCGAUUUCUUGUCCGAAGAACUGGAAGCAAUUUCAAUGCAGUGAUCCUCAAGCGGUUAUUCAUGAGCAAGGUGAACAAGCCACCAAUUUCACUAUCCAGACUUGUCAAGUUCAUGAAGGGAAAGGAAGAUAAAAUCGCCGUCGUUGUCGGAACCGUGACCGACGACAUUCGUGUUUAUGAAGUUCCAGCUUUGAAGGUUACAGCCUUGAGGUUUACCGAGACUGCAAGGGCAAGGAUCGAGAAGGCUGGUGGCGAGUGCUUGACCUUCGACCAGCUUGCCCUGAGAGCUCCUCUUGGCCAGAAUACGGUUCUCCUUCGUGGACCGAAGAACUCCCGAGAAGCCGUGAAGCACUUUGGUCCUGCUCCUGGUGUACCUCACAGCCACACGAAACCGUACGUGAGGGCGAAGGGAAGGAAGUUCGAGAGAGCUAGAGGAAAGAGGAACAGCAGGGGUUACAGAGUUUAGUUUCAGUACCAUGUUCAGCGCUAUUUGUGAGACAGAAAAUUCACGUUUUGGUAAACUUGAAGAUACAUUAUCAUGUGAGAUUCACUCAUUUCUUUGUUCAAGUUUUCGCUAUUACAACAUCACAAUCGUAUUCAAUGAGAAACAUCUUGUAUUUUCUUUCCUCCCA